AUGGAAACGGUCGAGAGUAAGCCACCUGCUGUGGAAGGCAUCAGUAUGCCGCACUAUGGUGGAUCGCUUGGUGAAAGCCUAGAGCUUUUACUGGAUCAAGCCAGGUUGUUCUUUGAAUCUAAGAACAUAGGCUACACGCAUGAGGAUAACCGCAAGCACGUACUCUCUAUAAUGGUCUUUAACCUAACCGGACAAGCGGCUGCGUGGUAUGUCACACAGCAACAUGAAAUCGCGGACAUUACAGCGCUCGCAGCGGCUCUGCGCCGCGAGUUCAUCCCGCCGGAUCUGCAAGAGCCUCUGUGUACCAGUUAA
This is a messenger RNA of Phytophthora infestans T30-4, 312 nucleotides long. RefSeq lists its product as uncharacterized. Bases 1 to 312 code for a protein of 103 amino acids. The record is from RefSeq and is a predicted model, not a curated record. The transcript has a single exon. Lineage: Eukaryota; Oomycota; Peronosporomycetes; Peronosporales; Peronosporaceae.